Geosmithia morbida is the source of this 1944-nucleotide messenger RNA. RefSeq lists its product as uncharacterized. The coding region runs from base 1 to 1944 and encodes 647 amino acids. Gene Ontology annotation, biological process: actin cytoskeleton organization; actin filament bundle assembly. The transcript is spliced from 4 exons. Gene Ontology annotation, molecular function: actin lateral binding; calcium ion binding. The record is from RefSeq and is a predicted model, not a curated record. Lineage: Eukaryota; Fungi; Ascomycota; Sordariomycetes; Hypocreales; Bionectriaceae. Gene Ontology annotation, cellular component: actin filament bundle; actomyosin contractile ring; cell projection.
AUGGCAUUUGCGGAGCAGCACCGGUGGGUCACGGUGCAGCAAAAGACAUUUACGAAAUGGCUCAAUACAAAGAUCGAAGUGAGGCACCUCGUCGUCAAAGACCUCGUGGCCGACCUCAGUGAUGGAGUUAUGCUCAUCCACCUUUUAGAAUGCCUGUCCAACGAGUCGCUCGGCCGGUAUGCGUCGAAACCGAAGCUUCGCGUGCAAAAGUUCGAGAAUGCAAAUCUGGCGCUCGACUUCAUCAAGCUACGAGGGAUCCAGAUGACCAACAUCGGAGCCGAAGAUGUCGUCGACGGCAACCGCAAGAUCAUCCUCGGACUGAUAUGGACGCUGAUCCUACGCUUCACCAUCAGCGACAUCAACCAGGAGGGGAUGUCGGCCAAGGAGGGUCUGCUUCUGUGGUGCCAGAGGAAGACUGCCUGCUACGACGAGGUCGAGGUCAGGGAUUUCAGUACGAGCUGGAACGACGGCCUGGCCUUCUGCGCCCUACUCGACAUCCACCGCCCGGAUCUCAUCGACUACGACUCGCUCGACAAGUCGGACCAUCGCGGAAACAUGCAGCUAGCCUUUGACAUCGCCCACGAGGAGAUUGGCAUCCCCAAGCUGCUCGAUGUCGAGGACGUCUGCGACGUGCCCAAGCCCGACGAGCGCAGUCUCAUGACGUAUAUCGCCUACUGGUUCCACGCCUUCUCACAGAUGGAAAAGGUGGAAAACGCCGGGCGCCGCGUCGAGAAGUUUGUCAACAACAUGCAAGGCGCUUGGGAGAUGCAGAGUGCCUACGAGCGCCGCAUGAAGGCCCUCCUCGCCGCCAUCAGGAAGCAGGUGGACGAGUGGCAGAGCGCCGAGUUCAAGGGCACCUACGCCGACGCCAAGGCUCAGGCUGCCGAGUUCAACGCCUACAAGAGGGGCCAGAAGCGCGAGUGGGUUGCGGAGAAGAGCGACCUGGCCACCCUGCUCGGAAACAUCAAGACCAAGCUCGGCACGUACCGCCUCAGGCCGUGGGAGCCUCCUGCAGACCUGACGCUCGACGCGUCGGAGCGUGUAUGGGCUAGUCUGUCGCAGACGGAGAUGCACCGUGCACAGCUCAUAAACGAGACGAUUCGAGAUAUCAAGAAUGCUCUCCGCAAGUCAUUCGCCGACAAGGCCAACGACUUUGCCAUGGCCCUCAACACGAUGCAGCUGGCCAUCUCAGGACUCGACGGAGACGUGGAGGACCAGCUUCAUCACGUGCGCAAGCUGAGCGACAACCUGCAGCCGAUGGACAGGUACCUGGAGUCGAUAGCAGCGGUGGACGCUCAGUGCGAAGAGGCCAACAUUGAGGAGAAUGACUUUACGACGUACACGUACGACGAGCUGGCGUACGAGCUGGGGCUGGUCAAGUCGUCGGUGUCCAAGAAGCUGGCGUUCCUGGAGAACCAGAUGGUGGCGCGCAGCAUGACGAACCUGACGCCCAUCCAGCUCGAGGAGUUUGAGAGCGUGUUCCGUCACUUUGACCGCGACGACAGCAACUCGCUGGCGGAGCUUGAGUUCGGCGCCGCCCUGGCGUCGCUGGGCCUCGUCUUCUCCGAGGACGAGAUGCACGACUACUUUGUCGAGACGGCCCAGGGUCGCGACUACGUGACCUUUGAGGGCUUCAUCCGCUUCAUGGUGGACGUGACGGAAGACCAGAACACGGCCGAGCAGGUGUUCCAGUCGUUCCGGGAGGUGGCCGACGGCAAGCCAUACGUCACCGAGAUGGACCUCCGACACAGUCUGGUCCCCGACGAGGUGAUUGACCAGCUCGUGGAGAUCAUGCCCGAGCACAACGGGCCCGACAUGUCGACUGACAGGGGCAUGCCGCAGUACGACUACAUCUCAUUCAUGGAGAAGAUGAUUAACGAGGAGCGUGAGAGGGGGGGGCGUGCUCUACAAGAAACCGAUGGGGUCAAUGGGUCGGACCGGUAA